Pseudovirgaria hyperparasitica is the source of this 1320-nucleotide messenger RNA. RefSeq lists its product as uncharacterized. NCBI's taxonomy places the organism in Eukaryota, Fungi, Ascomycota, Dothideomycetes, Acrospermales, Acrospermaceae. The record is from RefSeq and is a predicted model, not a curated record. Gene Ontology annotation, cellular component: nucleus. The transcript is spliced from 3 exons. The coding region runs from base 208 to 1314 and encodes 368 amino acids.
GCUGUGCUGCAAGAGAUUUAUAGGGCUUGAUUCACUCCACAUCUCGUCUUGUUUGUGCGAACCUCACACCUCGACACUCAUAUAGCUCACCCCCACGGACUAUCAACACUAUAGCUAUAUACCUCCACCUUUAUUCUCCGUCUUGACUUUACGCUGCCUACCUUCUCAUCACCCUCUAAUACCUCUCCCGACAGUACCAUCAUCACAAUGGAUACACUACACCAACCUCAAGCAAUGCUCUCGUAUGAGCGCGGGAACAUGGAGCCAAGGUCAAGCACACACAAUCCGGCGUACCCAUCACCGUCCACGAAUUCCGACUCUGGGUCAUUCGCAUACGCAUCGUCUGAUGGCAUGGGCGCCAUGUAUUCAUACUCACACCCGCUAUCCGCAUGCUCCUCAUCGACGUCUCACUCGGCAAUGGUCUCUCCAAUGCCGUCCGAAGCUUGGUCGGCAAGCAUGACAACCUCGACGAUAAUGCCGGGCACGAUUGCUGAGUGCUGGCCAGCGCAGUAUGACCAUGUGCCGGCACCGCAGUCUCCAGUCCCAUGGUCGUCCAAUACAUUCUCGCCAUUUGGAACACCCAACAUCAUGGAGGGUAGACACAUGGUUAAUCAUCGGCUGGCUUCCCCACAGAGAUCCUCCACCUCGUCACACGACGAAAUGAUGCGCUCGCGAUCUGGAUCUGAGAUUCUUAUGCACACUCCAAUCAAAGCAGAGAACGAAUGGGUGUCUCAUGAUGAUAUCAUGUACCACAACGGCAUGACGAUAUCUCCGAGGACUCUGCAGACUGUCGAUGCGUAUAAUCAUGGCUAUCCUCCAAUGCACCCACUACUCUGCCACGAAGGUGGUCUCGGAAUUAGGACUCCUGUCUCUACCCUUUCCACCGAUGACAAAGAUAGCAAGAAGUCGGAACGUCGUGGAUCCAGCGGCUGUAGCACAACUCGUCGUAGGAAAGGUGGUCGCACCAAGUCAUUGACAGAAAAUGCGACUUUUAGAUGCGAAAUCUGCGGCAAAGUCUUCCAACGAGAGUACAACCGCAAAGCCCACAUGCAGACUCACAAUCCAUCGAGAGCCCGUCCUCAGGCUUGCGAAUAUCCCAACUGCGAUAAGAGCUUUGUCAGGAGGACGGAUCUGAUGCGCCACCAGGAGAGUGUUCACAUCAAGAACCGGCCCUUCGAGUGCACUGCCUGUGACGCUCGAUUCUCUCGCAAAGACACUCUUCAAAGACACGUCGAGGAUGGAUGUCCACGCCGAUUCGAUGUCAAGAGGCACGCUGCUAUGAAUGAGGCUCGAUCAAGAGGCGCACUCUAUUGAUGGAGG